Messenger RNA from Ostreobium quekettii, 3897 nucleotides. NCBI's taxonomy places the organism in Eukaryota, Viridiplantae, Chlorophyta, Ulvophyceae, Bryopsidales, Ostreobiaceae. The record is from the annotation of a GenBank genome assembly.
AUGGACGUCGACCUGCAGGAGGAGCGGCGCCUCGUGGACGCCUGGGUGGCGGGCUGGUCGCCAAGGGCCGCCGCAUGCCUGGCCGGGCCUCGUAAUGCAUCUGAGCCGGGCGACGAGGAUUGGCCCUCCGCGGAAAAUUGCCCUUCCGCCUCGGAAUCGCAGGGGCCUGACCCGUGGCAUGAGAGCCUGAAGGCGAUCAAGGUGCUGGUGGUGCUGUGCUCCGAGGUGCAGCUGCUGGAGCGCGUGGCACGGGAGCGCGUGUACCCGAUGCUGUGCAUCGUGGGCGACCGGCUGGCCGGGGGCCGGCCGGCGCCGAUGGGCGACGCGGAGGUUAUGCUGGCGGGCUUCCUCCCCUGUCUGCAGGACCUGCUGGACUUCCUGGAGCAGAUGGAUCUGGUGGUGGCGCAGUUGCUGGCCCAUGUGGGGGAGAUUUACGGCGACGGGUCGGUGGUCAUGCGGCGCAGCGUGAUGUACAGGGCGUUCGAGGCCGCGGGCGCGGGCCUGCUGGUGCUGUGGACGGCGCAGACGGUGGUCGCGCUGAAAAUCCUGCCGCUGUUCUUCACCUACCGGCGGAUGCUGCACACGAUGAUGUCCAAGGCGGACAGGCACGCGCAGGAUCUGGGCGUGCUGGAGGACGUGCAGGGCCAGGUGGUGAAGAUGGAGGAGGCGCUGCGCAUGGGGCCCUACACCACGUUCAUCGACACGCACGUGAAGCAGGGCGCGGCGGCCGACCUGCUCAAGAGCAAGCGCUUCGGCCACGUGAUCGACUUCUACCUGAGGGACGCCACGGCGGGGCUUCUCGAGCGGCUGGACACCUACGCGGAGAUGCCGGCCGACAGGGGGCUGCUGCUGUCCAGCCUGGUGCUGUUCGUGACCUGCUCCUGGGGCUGCCCGGGCCUGCGGGACCGCAAGCUGGUGCGGCAGCUGGCGGAGGUGCAGCAGAAGGCGCCCAUCCUACCCCUGCACUGCAACCUGGUGGUCAACCCCGCGCGCUUCUUGCUGGACAUGCUGCCGCCCUCCUUCCUGCCGCUGCUGCCAAGGGACUACGCGCGCCAGGCCGCCGGCCACUCCGCCGCCUACCUCGCCGAGGUGUCGGAGUCGAUGAAGGAAUCCCUGGAGGCGGCGGCGUUCAAGGGGGCGGUGUGGUCCGCGGAGCUGGCCGCGCUGAGGCAGAGUAUGAAGACCCCCAUCAGGGUGCGCUGGCUGGCCAGGCUGCAGGGGGUGGUGGUGGAGGGCCUGCAGUUGCUGACGCGGCUGAAGUCGCUGCUGCAGACGGUGAUCCAGCUGCACGUGGAGCAGCAGGAGCCCUUGAGCAAGGGCGGGCUGUGGUGCGUAGCGGACUGCAUAUGCAUGCUGAAGUCCGUGGCCGCCACGCUCCGGCAGUUUGGGGACGUCAUCGAGCCCAGGAUUCCUGAUAUCAUGGGCCAGACGAAGGCGCAGUUGGUGGAGCAGCUGGCGAAGACGUUGAAGAAGGUGACCAGGCUGGAGAAGAACAAGGCACCGCUGAUGGGGGUGGGCACAAUGAGGUAUCUUGGCGUGAUGAAUCACAAAAGGGAUUCAGAAAGCAGGGCUGUGGGCGCGUGGCUCAUCAGCCAGGCGAUGGAAGUUGCGGAGAGCGACCUGUGCAGCCCGCAGAUGCUGUCUUUGAGGCUAACCUUCGAUGCCCUCUCUGGGGUGUCUGUGGUGGAGGAGCCGGCCAUGGCUGGCAUGAGGCACCUGUUGGAUGAGCUUGACUGCUUGUCGGCUUAUUCCCAGCAGGUGGAGGUCUUGGGCAAGUGUGAGUUCCUGUACUUUCACCCAGAGCUGGUGAGGAACAUUCUGGAUGACAUGCUGUGGAACUCCCACAGGGCUGCGCAACUUGGGCAGCUGGUGGGCAGCUUCCUUGACGUGCGGCACUUGCUGGACAGCACGGGGUUCAAUGCCUCUGCCAAAGACCUUGAGCUGGAGCUCAGUGCAAUGGUGCGAACCCACCUGCUGGAUCCGUUGUGCGAAGCUGUGGAGAUGGAUCUGCACCAGCAGGCACGAGUCUUAGGCACAAAAGAUGGGGACCCGAUGCCGCAGAACAUGGGUGAACUGAGAAAUCUGAGCCCCAUAAUGGAGCUCACAACUCUGAAAGUGGGUGAAAGUGAAGUUGACAUUAAACACUAUGUGUCUGAGAGCCUGCAGCGGAAGAUGCGAAGCUGGUUGUCUCAUGGUUCAGUGGACUGGCAGACGAUUGGCCUGAUCAGGAAUCUAGCAGCAAGCAAAUAUGGAGUGAAGGUUGCCACAGUAGAGGCGCAAGAGGCUGUAUUUAGUGCGGAGCUGGAUAAAUUGAGCACUGUAGAGGGCGUGAGGCGUUUUGCGGACACGUACUCACUACAGCUGCACAGCCUUGCAUUUGUGAAGUUGACUCCCAUGCCCUUGGGUACCCUUGCGGACACCCCUGAACAUGUGGAUGUCAGCCAGUUUGUGGAGUUAAUAAAGGCCGACAUGCUGGACAUUGGCCCUGAGGCUCUCAGGUGUGUGGAGAAAGACCUGGAUCGGCGUGACGAAUCGGGAGACAGUGCUGGCGUUGGCACUGAUAAUGGUGGAGAUGUGAAGGAAGACGAUGCAGCGAUGGCGUUGUCAACGGGCGAUGGCGUAGUGGAACAGGAAGAUGUUUCAGCAGUGAGGCGGGUUUCGUCUGAGGCUGAUGCUGUUGGCUUGGGGGUAGCUGUAGCUGAAGCAUCGACAUCGAUGGGCCCCAAGAGCCCCUCCCCACAGGUAGAGGUCUGCGAGGGCAGCGAAAUAUUCGAUCUGCAGCUGCAGUCACCUGGUCCAUCAGAUUGGACUUACCUUCGCGAGGCACGGGAGAUCAGCCCACAUGAGUCCGCUGACUCACAGGACUCGGGCCAGGAGGGUGGGGGCCCUGCCAAACCACCAACCGCAAGGCAGCUGCGUGUCUCCUCCGCACUUCGAUCCAUGACACAGUUCCUGUCCACAAAGCUGAAGGAUCUGGCCAACUUGUGUCUGGCCGCAGAGGCGCGGAGCAUCAUCUCGCAGACCACGCAGCGCUGGCACAACAGCAAGAAGGCUGUGGGAAACCAGUACCCCGUCGCCCAAGCAGAACUGGUGCGAAAGGAGGUGCUGGCGCUGCUGAAGGCUGGCACCCUGUCGAUGAACCCGCUGCAAGCCAUACGGUUCGAGCUUGUGAGUGUGGGCCGUGCGGUGGCCCUGAUCAUGAUCCUAUGCCAGGGGAUGGCCCACUUUGGGGAGAGGGCUCGCAGCCUGCUGCCACGAGCCAUCGUUCGUUCCUUCAAGACCUUCCACGACUGCCUGAGCCAGGUGCAGGCGCCUGAGGAGGUGCUUGCCCAAGGGCUGACUUUCGACCGAUCCAUGGGCCCAUUCAGCCGCCUUACCCCAGGGCACACAAGAUACCUCGGCCUGCUCAGGCGGGCGUUCGUUGCUGCCCUGGAUGACAACAUGCUGUCUGGCAUGCAGUCACUGUUUGUGUUGGUGCCUGCGCUGACCCUGGACCAUGUGGACGUUAUGCGCUCGGUGAAGGCGCAGCAGCAGGGCAUUGGGCACUCAGACGUCGUGGGCUUUGCAGAUGAGAGCUUUGCUCUGGGGCUGUCGUAUGUGGUGUCGAUGCUUGGCCAGCGGGAGGCCUUCGACUCGCUGCACUGGUUCAGCUCCUCACAGCGGCACCUGCACCAACGGCGGGUCAGGCUGCUGGCGACUUCGGAUGCAGGCAGUGUGCCGAGGCGGGCAGGGGCCCCAAGGAACCAAAGGGACGCAGAGGCACAGAGGGCGGCCAAGGUGAUCGAGGGUGUGUGGGGCACGAUGCAGGAGCUCAGGCUUCUGGAGCACACAAUGUUGUGUGCGUGGGUGCUCUUCGACUACAGGGGUGGGCAAGGUGGUGAUGGCGGGGAUAGGUAG